Messenger RNA from Planococcus citri (citrus mealybug), 739 nucleotides. Its product is annotated as small ribosomal subunit protein bS6m-like. The coding region runs from base 160 to 663 and encodes 167 amino acids. NCBI's taxonomy places the organism in Eukaryota, Metazoa, Arthropoda, Insecta, Hemiptera, Pseudococcidae. Gene Ontology annotation, cellular component: mitochondrial small ribosomal subunit; ribosome. The transcript has 4 exons. The record is from RefSeq and is a predicted model, not a curated record. Gene Ontology annotation, molecular function: structural constituent of ribosome; small ribosomal subunit rRNA binding. Gene Ontology annotation, biological process: translation.
ACAUUGAAAUACUUGAGAAAUUUUUUUGUUUUUAAUUUUUUUUGAUAAAAUUUCGUGUGAUAAAAAAUAUGUAUUCCAGUUAUAAGUAAUUCCAGUUUUUACUUUCGACAUUGCGAGUGAAUGAUUCACAGUAUUGUUCUUAAUAUUUAACGAUUAAUCAUGAAUACUGUGAGUAGAUUGAAUUUAGGAAGACCAUUAAAACCUUUUAUUUAUGAAUGCGUUCUGGUUGUAAAAGAUGCACCUAAGGAAGAAGUUGCCACCGCUCUCAAACGAUGUGCCCAAGGUGUUUUUAAACGAGGCGGUUUCUUGCGGAAUUUAUAUUUUUUAGGCUUACAAAAAACACCAUAUCGAUUUUCCAAAAACAAAGUACCACAUUGGUCAGGAAAUUUCUUCCUUUAUGAACUUCAUAUGCCCAAAGCAUUGAUACCUGACUUAUAUAAUGAAUAUACUCGAGAUGUUGAUGUAAUAAAACAUACAUUUCUUCCAAAGGAGGAGGCGGAGAUAGAUUUUGAAAAUUGUACUUUCGAAGAUGAAAUGAAACCUGUACCCUAUAGACCUCAAGUUGUUGAGCUGGUUGAAAAGGCGCAAGCAUUCACCCGAAGAAUGACGAGAAGACGUGUCAAACUCAAUUUGACUGCUGAUUAUUAUCCGUUCCAGCGAUAAUAUUUUGUUAGUUUUUUUAAAAAUAAGUAUUUAUCUAGUUGUUAUGAUUUAAACAAAUACAGAUGUAAAUAUCUAA